GUAUAAUAGCACGGUCAUUCUCCUGGUGAUGAUCAAGAAACCUUACAGCCUCAGGGUACUAUGCAGCAACAAAUCUCGCGAUCCCCAUCAUGUCAAAGUACGAAGCAGACGAGAAGCAUUUCGAGCAAGAUCACGUCGAGUUCGCCGAGAACGGCGGCAAGCAAGGAUCUCAACCUCAAAUUGAAGGGAACAUCCAAUUGAUCGGGAAUGAUGGCGAGGUCCGACUCGUUCCUACCCCAAGCGGCUCCAAGCACGACCCUUUGAGUUUUGGCAAAGCGCGCAAAGUCGGCUUGUUGGUCACUGUUAUCUGGUUCUCUAUCAUCGCCUUGAGCGUUGUCGGCGGCUUUGGAGCCCUGGCUCCUAUCUUCUUCGGCCUCUACAUUCCUCAGGGUGUCACGGCUGACCAUGUCGUCAGGCUCCUUACCUGGCCGUCUCUAUUCACCGGGCUGGGAAACUUUGUGUUUCUUCCUCUCGCCCUGGUUGUGGGCCGACGACCCGUAUUCAUAUUCGCCUCCUUCAUGCUCGUGGGGUCUUCUGUAUGGGCAGCCAAAUCAGGCACCUCCUAUGAGAGUCAUCUAGGAGCGAGGCUGUUGCAAGGUUUCAGUGCCGGUGCUACCGAGAGUCUGUUACCUUUGAUCAUCACCGACAUGACAUUCGUUCACCAACGCUCGAAGUACUUUGGUGCCUACUGGGUGGCUCAAAGUUUGUUCACAGCCUGUCUGAACACGGCGAGCUCCUACAUCGCUGAAUAUUUGCAAUGGGCUUGGUAUUACUGGAUUUUUACCAUUCUCGCCGUCAUCGGGGUCCUCUUGGUAAUCUUUGCUGCCCCGGAGACCAAGUUCGAACGACCCGCCUUUGCCAUCGACGGCAAGGCGGCCAAGGUGGAUGCUUUCGGUAAUCUCGUAAUGCUCACCGAAGAGGAAGCUGCCCACGUAGCCCUGGACACCAACGCGGAUCAGACUGUGGGGCCGAAAGAGAACAUGGGUUACGUCGAAUCGCUCCUCUACCGGGUCCCGGCCACGUGGAGCGACUUCAAGGUCAUUCUGAACGUAUACAAACACAUGGUUUUGGCCCUUCUGGAUCCCGCUAUUAUCUGGUCGCUCGGCGCAUCUUCUAUCGUACUUGGCACCACCAUCGGGCAAUCAUUGACAUUCGGGACGAUAUUGCAAGAGAAGUACCAUUGGGCACACCAAAAUACCGGCCUUAUCUACCUCGGUACCCUUCCCAUCUGUGUACUCUCCUUCUUGACCAGCGGAUGGGGCGGUGACAAGAUCAACUUGUGGUUUGCGAAGCGAAACGGGGGCGUCCAUCUCCCAGAACACCGACUCCCGGCUAUCAUUGUUCCUACCAUACUCGGCCUCUCCCUUGGCGUUUUGAUGUAUGGUUUCUGCGCUGAUGCCGCGCCCAACGUUCACUGGAUCGCCAUUGUCAUCAGCCAGAACAUGUCCACUUAUCUCUUCAUCUGCAUAUUGAUCACCACGACGACAUACUGCGUCGAGAGCAUGACUCACCAUGCUGGAGCUGCCUUGGUCAUGGUCGUAGGAGGCAAGAACAUCUUGUCUUUCGGACUCGCCACCGCCAUUACCGAUCUCGCCAACACAGGAAGAAACGCUUAUGCCAAUGGAAUCUUGGCCGGCUGCGCUGGUGGAUGGCUACUUUUGGCCUUGCCUCUGUACUUCUACAUGCCCAGGUACCGCAAGUGGAAGGCUGAAAGGGCCACAAAGUGAGAAUGCAGAAUCUUGAUCAGUAACAAGGUUCGCAAGGGAAUUUGAGGUAAUGAGGGUAAAGGGUUCUGGGUAAUACAAGGAAACGGAAAAUGAUAUGAUCAGUCGUAUGGUGAAAUCAAGAGUGCCGCACGAGGAAGGCCGACAAGGCGGAAGAACCAGAUAUUUGUACUACUAGCAGAAGUGCGGGAAAGAGUGCAAAUGUGUAAACUUCCGGAUCCGUGAUACAGAUUGACAAUAGUCGAGUCGAGCAGAGACUAGCAUAUCAUUGUCGAUCUGAUCCUAGCGUAGUUGUUGCACUUUGGAAGUUCACCGCCUUCCUGAAUGUGUAGCAAGGGUUUGCGUAGACCUGCUUGGCAGGUUUUGGUGUGUAACUCAUAUUGUUCGCGACCACACCUGGCGAGCCUACUUUGUAUCGCAUGAUAGCCAGUCU
This is a messenger RNA of Filobasidium floriforme, 2157 nucleotides long. Its product is annotated as major facilitator superfamily domain-containing protein. Gene Ontology annotation, molecular function: transmembrane transporter activity. Lineage: Eukaryota; Fungi; Basidiomycota; Tremellomycetes; Filobasidiales; Filobasidiaceae. The transcript is spliced from 9 exons. Gene Ontology annotation, biological process: transmembrane transport. Bases 90 to 1727 code for a protein of 545 amino acids. The record is from RefSeq and is a predicted model, not a curated record.